AUGGAGACAAUUUUUCGGUGGUCUGGAGAACCCCCCAAGUAUGAUAAAGAAGAGCUGUGUACUCUUGAACUCCAUCACUUUGGUAUGUUGGAGAAUGGUGUGUAUAAGGGAGGCAAAGUAUGCUAUGUUGACAACUGUAUUCAUGACUAUCUGUCAUUAUUGGAUUUAAACAAAAUUGGGAUAGAUCUUGGAUACAAAGUUGAUAUAACACAAAGGGUUACAAGCUUAAAAGUUUACUAUAAGGGGCCUGCAAAAAGUGGUCAGCAUGUUGUGAAUGAGGUUUUAAAUGAUAGUUGUAUUCCAGGGUUGGUUGGGAGCAUUUCAUCAGAUCAGGUAUUGGUGUUGUAUUACCAUAAUCCUACUCAUAACAACGAGCUAGAGAGUGAAGAUAAAGGGCAACAACAACACAAUGAAGAUGUUGGCAAAGAAGAUGAAUAUGAAGAGGAAGAGGAGGAAGAGGAGGAAAAAGAGAAUGUUAUUGUUGACAAUGAUUAUGAAUUAAGUGAAGAAGAAGAAAAUGGUAAUAAAGAGGCUGCAUCAAGAGCACAACCAAGGAACGAUGCACCAAAUGAUGAAUAUGCACAAUGUUUUGAAGAGAUGAAUGAAAUGCCUCUUAAUGAAGCUACAGGGGAGAUAUCAUAUGAUGAUGAAGAUAGUGAUCGACUUCCUUCUAAUGUUGAUAGCUUUGGUCAUGAGGAAGAAGGUCAAAAAAAGACAAGCAAGAGGAAAUGGAAGAAGACAAAUUUUAAAUAG
Molecule: messenger RNA, 753 nt
Organism: Prunus armeniaca (apricot)
Lineage: Eukaryota; Viridiplantae; Streptophyta; Magnoliopsida; Rosales; Rosaceae
Source: the annotation of a GenBank genome assembly